CUCAUCUGUUUGUAUGCAUUGUCUAUUUUUUUCCUAGUAGGCUGAAAUGACUGACUUUGUUCUUAAUUCUGUAGUACAUGGCAAUUGCUGAGAGCUACAGAACUCACAUGCUGCAAAGUAAUUCGCUACUACCUACACAGGAAGAACAAAGGGUAAUGUUGUGCAAUAGGUUAAGAAUACAGCGCACAAAAUGUAUCUUAAGAGGUGCAGUAAAGCCAAAGCAACAAAUGGAUAACAUGAACGUCUGCAAAAUUAUUCAGCUGCAAAGCAUUUGCACAGCUCUUUUGUUGUUUGAAAUGGUUACAGGUAUGCAAUUUGUGACAGCAGUCAUUGGAGAGAAGGUUGUUCUUAAUUGCACUAAUCACAUGCUAGAAGUGAUCACUGCUGUAAUUUGGAAAUUUGACAAAGAAGGAUCCAACUGUUCUUUUGUCUGGACAGCUGAGGGAAAUAUGAGUUCAAGUAAAUGUGAACUGGCAGGCAUUACACUGUUUACAAAAUACCUCCAAAUAUUCCCAGCUGAGCUGAGUCAUACAGGAAAUUAUACUUGUCGAUAUGAUUAUAACCGUGGACAUGAAUGUGUGGAAUACAACUUAACAGUAACAGGUAGGAAAUGCAUUUUUGUGAUUAAAGUAAGAUUUUUCUGUGACAAAGAUGUAGGUAUGGAAAAGACCCACAUGGAAGUUAGAAGGAUGGAUAGUACAGUGAGUAACGGACAUCUACGUAGCUGA
Molecule: messenger RNA, 728 nt
Organism: Protopterus annectens (West African lungfish)
Lineage: Eukaryota; Metazoa; Chordata; Ceratodontiformes; Protopteridae
Exons: 2
Coding region: 78-728 (216 amino acids)
Source: RefSeq, a predicted model, not a curated record